AUGAAAAAUAAGUCCUGGAGAGAGUUCUACUACAGUCCCACCACCUCCGCUACAAUUGCAUUCGCAGUGCUGUUUGGAGUGUGUCUUGGAGUCCAAACUCUUCGCAUUGUCCAGAUAUGGAGAUCUCAAUUUCCUUCCCGAAUGCCUCGACGGUCUGCCUCGUUGAUGAUGGUGCCUUUUGCUAUCGGCACGGCCUGUGAGAUGGCAGGCUACAUAGGGCGCUGCUUUGCCAUAAAAAAUCAGACCCAUCUGGGUGCCUAUAUUGAGCAGAUGCUCAUGCUAAUCAUUGCUCCACCGUUUCUUGCAGCUUCAAUUUACAUGAUUUUUGGUCGGCUGGUUGUCCAACUUGGGGCUAACGAACUAUGCCCUGUGCCUCGCAAGUAUCUCACUACUAUAUUUGUGAGCGGUGAUAUUGCUUCUAUAGUGGUCCAGGGAAUUGGUGGCGGUAUGAUGUCUGGUACGGAUCUAGAUAGAGUCCGAGUGGGCCAAAAGGUUGUGGUAGUGGGACUUUUCAUCCAGAUCGUCUUCUUCCUGCUGUUUGUAUAUGCAGAGACACGAUUGUUUUUCCGAUUGCGUUCCACUCCCACCAAUGUGGCUUUCAAGACCAGACAUUAUCCAGGCAGAUUUCACAACUGGCAUGCCACUCUGAUAUCAAUGUUUGCGGUUUCGAUGCUUAUUUUGGUGCGGUCUGUAUACCGUGUGGUAGAGUUCAUCCAGGGCUUCAGUGGUUACAUAUCAUCACACGAGUGGUAUUUAUUUGUGUUUGACUCGAGCUUGAUGUUUCUUGUGGUGAUCACAAUGAUGUACCAGGAUGUGGCUAUUGUUCUUCUUCGUACAGCUGAGCCAGCUGAGGUUUCUGAGCCAGGAGAAGAGUACAAAAGGUCGGAGGUCAUUGGAGAGACAUUUGAGGUAUUAUGA
Kuraishia capsulata CBS 1993 is the source of this 918-nucleotide messenger RNA. RefSeq lists its product as uncharacterized. The record is from RefSeq and is a predicted model, not a curated record. Bases 1 to 918 code for a protein of 305 amino acids. The transcript has a single exon. NCBI's taxonomy places the organism in Eukaryota, Fungi, Ascomycota, Pichiomycetes, Pichiales, Pichiaceae. Gene Ontology annotation, cellular component: membrane.